UUCCUCGCUCCAGGACCUUCAACACCUCUUUCUUUGAAAGUCCAGAUUUCCGCUUCCUAGCCAUUGCCACUGCUUCUCUGAAGAAGAGGAAGAAUGGGGUUGGUAAAGUCAGCAAUAGGAGACGCCAUUCUAACCUCAGUCUGGGUUUUUAGCGUCCCAACUCUCAGAAUCCUCACUUCCGAAGUCGCCUCCUUCCUUAACCUCCACCCUUCUUCACUGGCAGGCCUCUUCAUCACCACCGUCAUCUCCACCAUUCUCGUCUUCACUAUCAGUCUCAUCGGCAGAAUCCUCGGCGGCGCUAGCUUCAACCCCUCCACCACCGUCUCCUUUUAUGCCGCCGGCCUCCGACCCGACUCCUCUCUGACCUCCAUGGCCGUCCGAUUUCCUGCUCAGGCAGCAGGUGGUGUCGCCGGAGCUCAUGCUAUUCUGCACCUGAUCCCCACCCAGUACAAAUCCAUGCUUAAAGGUCCUUACUUGAAGGUGGAUUUGCAUACUGGGGCCAUGGCAGAGGGCGCGCUGACUUUUGCUCUCAACUUGGCUAUUCUUAUUUUUCUUAAAGGUCCUAAGAACCCUCUUUUGAAGGUGUAUUUGGUUUCUGUGACCACGGUCUCUCUUGUUAUUCCUGGUUCUGCGUACACAGGACCUUCAAUGAACCCAGCUAAUGCAUUUGGAUGGGCUUACAUCAAUAAUAGGCACAACACUUGGGAGCAGUUUUAUGUUUAUUGGAUAUGUCCUUUCAUUGGGGCUACUCUGGCUGCUUCCGUCUAUCGAUUUCUCUUUACGUCACCGGCCAAGCGGAAGAAAGCCUGAAUGGUACAAUUU
This is a messenger RNA of Neltuma alba, 822 nucleotides long. Its product is annotated as aquaporin SIP1-1-like. Gene Ontology annotation, biological process: transmembrane transport. Bases 94 to 810 code for a protein of 238 amino acids. The transcript has a single exon. Gene Ontology annotation, cellular component: membrane. NCBI's taxonomy places the organism in Eukaryota, Viridiplantae, Streptophyta, Magnoliopsida, Fabales, Fabaceae. Gene Ontology annotation, molecular function: water channel activity. The record is from RefSeq and is a predicted model, not a curated record.